This is a messenger RNA of Trifolium pratense (red clover), 1102 nucleotides long. Its product is annotated as ras-related protein RABB1c. Gene Ontology annotation, cellular component: Golgi apparatus. The record is from RefSeq and is a predicted model, not a curated record. NCBI's taxonomy places the organism in Eukaryota, Viridiplantae, Streptophyta, Magnoliopsida, Fabales, Fabaceae. Gene Ontology annotation, molecular function: GTP binding; GTPase activity. Bases 251 to 886 code for a protein of 211 amino acids. The transcript has 6 exons.
AAAUGAAUUAUUAUUAUAAAUAAAUAAAUGGUAGUAUCUGUAUAUGAUUGUUUUCGUAGGGAAGAAGAAAAUUGUGACGAAGAAGAAACGAAUCCAGAAAUUGAGAAACUAAACCUAUUGCCUCGCUGGAAAACAAACUAACUAACUCUAUAAUAAUUCAUUCCAUUUUCACUCCAAAUUCCGUUUCUAAUUUUUCUUUUCUCUCCUUUUUCCUUCCACUUUCUUUCUCUCAUCUUCGUUCCACACAACAAUGUCUUACGCAUAUCUUUUCAAAUACAUCAUCAUCGGUGAUACUGGAGUUGGAAAGUCAUGUCUUCUACUUCAGUUUACCGACAAGCGUUUUCAACCUGUCCAUGACUUGACCAUUGGUGUUGAAUUUGGUGCCAGGAUGAUCACAAUUGAUAAUAAGCCAAUCAAGUUGCAAAUAUGGGAUACGGCGGGUCAAGAAUCCUUCAGAUCUAUUACAAGGUCGUAUUACAGAGGGGCUGCAGGUGCACUGCUUGUUUAUGAUAUAACCAGGAGAGAGACAUUUAAUCACUUGGCUAGCUGGUUGGAAGAUGCAAGGCAGCAUGCAAAUGCAAAUAUGACAAUUAUGCUGAUUGGAAACAAGUCUGAUCUUGCUCACAGACGGGCUGUAAGCACAGAAGAAGGUGAGCAGUUUGCAAAGGAGCACGGGUUGAUCUUCAUGGAGGCCUCGGCAAAAACUGCUCAGAAUGUUGAAGAGGCAUUCAUAAAAACAGCUGGAACCAUAUACAAAAAGAUUCAAGAUGGAGUUUUUGAUGUAUCAAAUGAGUCUUAUGGAAUAAAAGUAGGAUAUGGUGGAAUACCUGGACCAUCUGGAGGCAGGGAUGGCCCUUCUGCUGCUGGUGGAGCCUGCUGCAGUUGAAGCAAAACAUAUUGCAACCUAUUUGCUUCAAAUGUAGUUCUUUAUGAAUUCUCUUCUCUUUUGGGUUUGGAUAUAUGAAAGUAUAUACGUUCUACGUGCGUUGGUAAAAUCAGAUAAUUGUAUAAUGCUUUCUUUUUAAUCUUGACUUUGUAUCUUUGAUUUCAACCCGACUAUUUGUUCAUAUUUGUGUGCAUAAUCAUUUGAUCUGUUGUUUCA